Saccharomycodes ludwigii is the source of this 6558-nucleotide messenger RNA. RefSeq names its product ATP-dependent RNA helicase BRR2 (gene BRR2). Lineage: Eukaryota; Fungi; Ascomycota; Saccharomycetes; Saccharomycodales; Saccharomycodaceae. The record is from RefSeq and is a predicted model, not a curated record. Gene Ontology annotation, cellular component: nucleus. Gene Ontology annotation, molecular function: ATP binding; nucleic acid binding. The coding region runs from base 1 to 6558 and encodes 2185 amino acids. The transcript has a single exon.
AUGGGUAAGAAAACUACUGAAUUUGAUCAAGAUUAUGAAAAAAAAAAAGCUACUAUUAGGGAAGUUUUUAGAUCAGAUCUAAUUUCUGGACAAGUACUUAAACAAGAUAAGAGAUUGAUUUCUGAGACCUCAAUUGACACCGAAAGAUUUAAACCUAAAUCAAUGACGGGCCUUGUUUCUAUUAAAGAUAUGGGUGCAGCAAUUAACACGAAUGUCAGCACACAAUCUCUCUCAAAGGACAAACAGGAUAAAGGGAGCUUUUCAAAGGCUAAAAAAAAAACUCAUGAUAACAUUAAUAAAGGAGAAGUCGUAAGACAUAGGAGUAUUUUACAAGAAAACAAUUUAAACUUGAAUUAUCAUCCAACCAAUGAUCAUAAUAAAACCAUUUAUGAAUCAAUAACUCGAUGGGUUUUAAAUAAUAUUUUUGAUGGAGAUGCCCCUCACGACGUUAUACUAAAUGCUACCGAUGUUUUAAUAAAGUCACUAAAACAGAAUAACACCAACGAAGAUGAUGAUGCAUUAAUUAACAAAAGGCAAUUGCUAGAAAGGGAACUCGGAAAUGGAAUAGGAAUCAAUAAAACCGCGUUUCAAGAAUUGUUUGAAUUAUGUCAAAGUUUAACUGACUACGGUUUAGCCUUUUUAAAUGGUGCAUCAGAUGCAGCGGCUAUAAUGUAUGACUCAGAGGAAGAUAAUGAAAAUGCUAGUAAUGAAGGGGAAGAUAGCGAUGGUCAGAAAUCUACAGAGCACGAGAAAGAAUUUAUUUUUGAUAUGUCUGAAAGCGACGACGCUGAAUUGGAAGAAAAUAUAGAUGACAGCAAAGAGAAGACAGAUUCGGAUACUGAUUCAGUUAUUGAGUUGGCUUCAGAUUCUGACAGUAUCUCUAUUAACGACGUGAAUACCUCAUACAUAAGUGAUUAUUUGGCUAAAAAUUUAGAUCAAAAUGAAGAUUUAAUACCUUUAUCUGAAAAGGUCACAGAGCUUUUAAUAAACAUUCUAGAUGACGAGUCACAAUUAGAAGAAUCCCUAUCCGAUUUAUUUGCUUUUGAUAAAUACUAUAUUGUACAGCACUUUAUCAAAAAUAGAUAUCAAAUUGUGUGGGGGCUAAAGCUGGCAAAAGCAAGUGAUAAAACUAAAGUGUUAAGGGAAAUAAAUGAAAGUGGAUUGGCUCAUCUAUUGGUGAAUAAGCAGAAGAGGAAAAGCACAAAUCCAGAAAACUUGCAAAAGUUCAAAAGGACAAAGCCUGUUAAAGAUAAAGAUUCACCGCAAUUUAUCGAUAUUGAAAAUGUUUUAGCAUUGUCAUUGGAAACUACCACUUCCCAAAAGGUGGUUUUACCCGAGGGCUCAUAUAAAAUUAUCAAAGACAAUUACGAGGAAGUCCAUAUACCGGCACCAAAGACUGUUAACGAUGAUUAUCCUUUGGUAAAGAUAGAAAAUUUACCUGAAUGGACUCAUGGAGUAUUUCCAGCAAAUGAAACUCAACAUUUGAAUCGAAUUCAAUCUGAAGUUUAUCCAUCUGUUUUUAAAACCGAUAAUAACAUUUUACUAUGUGCUCCUACUGGUGCUGGUAAAACCAAUGUAGCUGUUCUUUCGAUGUUGCGGGUCAUUUCACACUUUUUAAGACCAAACAAUAAACCAAACCUAGAAGCAUUUUGUAUCGUUUAUAUUGCUCCAUUAAGAGCCCUAGUUCAAGAGCAAGUGAAUGAAUUACAAAGAAGAUUUAAAUAUUUGGGAAUAACUGUCGCUGAAUUAACCGGGGACUCUGUAUUAAGCAGAACUGAUAUCCGCAAUUCCCAAAUUUUGGUUUCAACUCCUGAAAAAUGGGAUAUCAUAACCCGGAAACGGUCCAACGCCAAUAUUAUUUCUUUAGUGAAGCUAAUAAUUAUCGAUGAGGUUCAUUUAUUACAUAAUGAAAGAGGUCCCGUUAUAGAGAGCAUUGUGAGCAGAACUCUCCUGGAUAAUGGUAACGAUUGCCGGAUUGUGGCUUUAUCAGCCACGUUACCAAACUACAUAGAUGUGGCAGCAUUUUUGAGGGUUCCUAAGGAGGGACUAUUUUUUUUCAAUUCAUCAUAUAGACCUUGUCCACUAGCACAACAAUUUGUUGGAAUUUUUGAACAAAAUGGUUUAAAAAAAUUAACUGCACAAAAUCAAGCCUGUUAUGACAAAAUGCUUGAUACGGUAAUAGAGGGGGAAGGCCAGCAAUUAAUAAUAUUUGUUCAUUCGCGUAAAGAUACAGCAAAAACCGCUUUAUGGUUGAAAAAUAAGUUGCUGGAGGAACAGAAAAUGCAUUUAUUUAUGAAAAAGGAUGAUAAGGGGGUGCAAGGAAUUUUAGAAAAAGAAGCCGAAAACGCUAAAGAUUUAGAACUGGGGGAGUUGAUAAAAUACGGGUUUGGUAUUCACCACGCUGGUCUAUCCAGAGAAGAUAGAUCUCUUUCAGAAGAUAUGUUUGCUGAUGGUUUGUUAAGAGUCUUGGUUUCGACAUCUACUUUAGCUUGGGGGGUCAACUUGCCCGCUCACACAGUAGUAAUUAAAGGCACCGAAAUAUAUUCUCCUGAACGAGGCGAGUGGACUAAACUAUCUCCACAAGACAUUUUACAAAUGCUAGGGAGAGCUGGUAGGCCCAGAUACGACACCAAUGGUGAAGGUAUAAUAAUAGCAAACCAGGAGGAUAUCCAAUAUUUGUUGGCUAUAUCAAACGAGCAGUUGCCAAUUGAGUCGCAAAUGGCCAAACGAGUUGUGGAUUGUUUAAAUGCUGAAAUUGUUUUAGGAAAUAUUAAGUCCAGGUCUGAUGCCAUAGUUUGGCUAUUUACUACAUACCUAUACAUUAGAAUGAAAAAAGACCCUGAAUUGUACAAUGUUGAUAAUAGCAGACAUCCAGAAAGAACUGAUUUGUAUUAUUUUUGUGAAGAUAUUUGUCAUUCUGCUUUGAAAAUUUUAGAUGAUGAUAAAUUGGUUAUAUACAAUCCUGUCUCAGGAAAGGUUAAGUUUACGGACUUGGGUAAAAUUGCGUCAUUUUUUUACUUAAAACAUGAAUCAGUUUCAAUGUACAAUAAUAAGCUUUCCAAAGAGUUUACUAGCGUUGAGCUUUUGAAAUUAUUUUCCAAGUCCGAUGAAUUCAAGUACAUGACAAUCAGACCAGAAGAAAAAUUUGAAUUACAAAAAUUAUUAGAAAAAGUUCCCGUGCCGAUUGGUGAUACUAUUGAUGAACCGAUUGUUAAAGUGAAUGCACUUGUUCAGAGCUAUAUCUCCAGGCUAAAAUUUGAUGGGUUUGCCUUGAAUGCAGAUAUGGUAUUUGUUAAACAAAAUGCCAUUAGAUUGUUAAGAGCUAUGUUUGAAAUUGCUUUGAAGAAGAAAUGGUCCAGAAUUUCCAAAACUUUAUUAAAUUUUUCAAAAUAUGUUUCCAAACGAAUGUGGCUGGUCAAUAGCCCGUUGAGACAAUUUCCAACUUGUCCCGUUGAAGUUAUUAAACGUAUGGAGGCCUCUCCUCUAGCGUGGAAGGAUUAUUUAGAACUACCUACAGCGGCCGCAAUUGGUAAAGCGCUAAGAUUGGAAAAGCAUGGUAAACUUGUUUAUGAUUUAAUUAAAAGAUUUCCAAAAGUUCAGUUUUCCUGCACUAUUCAACCAAUUACUCCAAGCUUUUUGAAAUUUGAAAUAGAAGCUGUUCCGACUUGGAUUUGGGAUAAAAGAGUUCAUGGGACCUCUGAGUCAUUUGUGGUAAUAGUAGAAGAUACCAAUGGUGAUAAUAUUUUAUAUACGGAAAAUAUACUUUUUAGAGAGGAGCAGCUUGGGUCUGAGCAUAUUAUUGAAUUUACAUUGCAAUUAAAGUCCAUUGAAUCGAAUUCUUUACCACCAAACUAUUUUGUUAGUUUUAUUUCGAAUAAUUGGUUAAAUUGUGAGUAUAAAGAACCUGUUAUUAUGAAAGAUUUGAUUCUUCCUAAACCCCUCCCUGCACCUCACAUGAUUACAGAUGAUUUAGAACUGGUACGCACCUCUAUUUUUAACGAAAAUGCUAUUUCAAAUCUAUUUGAUUUUAAAACUUUUAAUAAAAUACAAUCUGAAGUUUUUGACCCAUUGUUCAACUCCAAUGAAAAUAUGCUAGUAUGUGCUAGCAAGAAUAGUGGCAAAACAUCAUUAGCUGUGGUUGCAUUGGUAAACCACUGGAGACAAAACAAAAACAGAGCGAUAUAUAUAUGCCCUAGUCAGCUGAAAGUAGAUCAACUUGAAAGGGAGUGGAAAAUUAAAUUUGCCACUUUUGGCAAAGUGGUAAACAAACUAACUCCAGAUUUAAAAACAAACGUUGCAUUACUAGCCAAAACACACUUAACUUUAAGUACUCCAUCGCAGUUUGAAAUUCUAUCUAGAAACUGGAGAAAUAGAAAAAAUUUGCAACGGUUAGAAUUAUUUAUUGCAGAUGACGCCCAUGAAGUUAGUAAUGUUGAGUAUGGUGCAUUUUAUGAAAAUGCCAUAUCGAGAAUGAUUUUAAUGAAAUCUCAACUUGAUCUGCCGUUAAGAAUCUUAGGAUUUUCUGCUUGUUUAUCCAAUGCCAGGGAUUUUGGGGACUGGAUGGAUGUCAAAAAGAACUUAAUUUUCAACUUUGCACCUAACGAAGGAUGUUUAAAUUUAGAAGUUAAUUUUGAAAGUUAUGGGGAAAGCGAUACUUAUGAGAUGCUGGAAAGUACAAUUACUUCAACUGAAAAGAUCAUUAAAACUGAUGUUUGUAUUCCAUUAAUUUUUGUUGCUACCAGAAGAGAUGCUAUAAAAUUAUCUAUGUGGCUAAUCAAACACUUUAGUGAAAAGAAACAGUUGUUACUUAAGAUGGAGAAGGAGGAUAUUAAUGAAUUAUUGGGGAAGUUUACUGAUAGGUCGUUGCGUUUUUCUUUGGAACAAGGUGUUGGCAUUUUAUAUAAAGGGAUGUGUGAAUCCGAUAAGAUGUUUGUUCUGAAAAUGUACCAAAACUUUAUGAUAAGUUAUUUAAUUGUGACAAAGGAUAUGUGUCAUAUUGCGCCAAGUAGUCAGAUGGUCAUUAUAAAGGGAACUUCUUACUACGACGGUAAAAAGUUCAAAUUAGUUGAUUAUUCCAUGAAUGAGAUUUUAGAGAUGGUAGGAUGUGCGCAAAACUUUAAUAACGGAACCAACCAUGCGGGUCAAGUUUUUAUUAUGACGGAUAAUAAAAUGAAAGAGUAUUACAAAAAUUUUAUAAUAGAUGCUCUCCCCACUGAAAGUUAUAUUGCUUAUAAUUUACAUGAAAGUAUUAUGAUAGAAAAUGCUAAUGGUGUUAUAAGUUGUAAAGAAGAUAUAAUGGAGUGGAUAACCUUUACAUAUUUUUAUAGACGAUUGCAUGCUAAUCCGAGUUUUUAUGGUGUAAAAGAUGUUUCUGCAAUCGGUAUAUCUGCAUAUUUAACUGAAUUAAUAGAGGAAGUGUUGAGUGAUCUAAGUGAAAGUUCCAUUAUUGAAGUCAUUGAGAAAAAUAUCGAGGCAGAUAGGGAAAGAAAAGACAAAGGAAGAGAAGAAGAAGAAGAAGAAGAAGAAGAAGAAGAAGAAAAAGAAAAAGAAGAGGAGGAUGAUUAUGACAACACUAUUCAGCCAUUAUAUGGUGCGUUGAUUAGUUCUCAUUAUAAUAUCUCAUUUACAACAAUACAGUUGUUUUUGAGCUCACUAUCUAAGAUUUCCAAAUUAUCCCAAAUAAUAGAACUGCUAUCACUUUGUACAGAAUUUGAUUAUAUUCCCAUUAGAAAAGAUGAAGAAAGAGAAUUAUUCAAGUUAUAUUCAAAAUUACCUUUAAAAUUAUCUAACACAGAUAAUUUUAGUAUUUAUUCCGUUGGAUUCAAAGUUUUUGUUUUAUUACAAUGCCAUUUUUCUAGAAUCAAGAUUAAUGUCGAUCUUCAAAUUGAUUUACAAGAUAUUUUGAUAAUUGCUAUUCCAUUAAUUAAUGCGAUGGUUGAUGUUUUGGCAGCUGAAGGCAAUUUGGUUGCAACGACUAUAAUGGAUUUAAGCCAAAUGAUUAUCCAGGGCUGUUGGGAUGUAGAUAAUCCAUUAAAACAGCUUCCAUAUUUUGCUGACACAAACUCAAUUUUCGCUAUUUGUGAGAACAAAAAUGUUGAAACUAUUUAUGAUAUAAUGGCCUUGGACGAUAGCGAUAGAGAUGAAAUAAUGGCUAUGCUCGAUAGUCAAGAAAAAUUGAUGCAAGUCGCAACUUUUGUUAAUAAUUAUCCAAAUAUUGAAAUGAAUUACUCUCUUAAAAUACCUGAGGAACAUAUAAAAGUCAAUCAAAAUUAUAGUUUGACUGUUACCAUUGGCAGAGACGAGGAACCAGAAGACUUGAAAGCCAUUAGUGCAGUUUUUCCAUACAAGGUGAAUGAAGAAUGGUGGAUUGUUGUGGGUGAGGUUGAAACUAGAAAACUGUACAGUAUUAAAAAAGUUAUAUUGCCAAAAGAGCAGCAAACAUUUGAUUUGGAUUUUUCAGUUGAGGUGCCAGGUACUCAUAAAUUGUGCGUUUGGUGUAUAUGCAAUUCAUACCUAGAUGCGGACAAGGAAGUUACUUUUACGAUUACUGCCAAUUGA